This is a messenger RNA of Neurospora tetrasperma FGSC 2508, 1348 nucleotides long. RefSeq lists its product as uncharacterized. Gene Ontology annotation, molecular function: transmembrane monodehydroascorbate reductase activity. The coding region runs from base 171 to 956 and encodes 261 amino acids. NCBI's taxonomy places the organism in Eukaryota, Fungi, Ascomycota, Sordariomycetes, Sordariales, Sordariaceae. The transcript is spliced from 2 exons. The record is from RefSeq and is a predicted model, not a curated record.
UGUGGCUCGAAAUACAGACUGAACUUAAACCAACCACAAGAAUUCACCCACCUUGCAUCAAGACGUCGGACAUUACUUGCUUUAGACGCAUGAUACUUAGGCUCGGCCACCGAAACAAGUGCCUUCAUUGUCCGAGACUUGAUAAAUAAAUUGAAAAGAAGCUCACAACCAUGGCUCCCUCGGAACCAUCAACACAAUCUCCUCCUCCCCUCAGCACAACUGAUGAUGAGCCCGCUGCCCCAACGGAAAGCGAGCCACUACUUGGAGGACCAGGCGACGCUCUUCAAAAGCCAGACGCUCCUAUCUUCUUGAACCUCGUUCUUGGAACAGCCUGGCUCUCCCAACUUGGCGCUCUCCUCCUUCUCAUAGCCACCUGGUCGGCCGUCUUCCUCCACAAGCUCGGCGCUCUCAUCUCUCCACACCCAUUGCUCCAAUCCCUCGGCACCUUCCUCCUCAUCCAAGCGAUUCUAGUUCUCCAACCAACCUCCACCCCCGACGCCAAACGCCUCGGCCAGCGCAUCCACGCCUCCCUCCACCUCCUCUCCUUCCUCUGCUUUGUUUCGGGAAUUACCAUCAUCGAAACAAACAAACACGUCAACCACCUCGCCCACUUACACUCUCUGCACGCCUACCUGGGCGUGAUCACUGGCACUUUGCUGUUGGCCCAGUACGUGUUUGGGAUUUGUAUCUGGGCUGUCCCCGCCGUGCUGGGAGGGGAAGAGAAGGCUAAAAGUCUGUGGAGGUAUCAUCGGUACGCUGGUUACGGACUGUUGGUGUUGGUGCUGGCUACCGUGGCCGCGGCGGCGGAUACCGAUUAUAGUCGGAAUGUGCUGAAGAUCAAGGGGUGGACAUUCGGAUUGGGGAUUGCACUGGUUGUGGUGGGAGUUUAUCCGAGGGUGCAGUUGCGGAAAUUGGGGAUCAAUACUGCUAGGCAGGAGGCCACGCGUGCUGUUUAAGAUUUAUAGAUAAGGAAUGAAACUGAGGAUCGAAGGGGGGAAAAAAGGUUCGUGACGAUGGGCGGCCCGGCUGAGGCUCUUUUUAGGAGUGAGGGGCGCCUGCUGGAAGGGUUUUGGUUCGGUACUGCCCUCAUGGUGUUUAUGUUUUUCUUUGCUUUUCUUAUGCACACGGUAAUACGCUUUGGUCGCUGGGAACGUGGGAGAAAUCAGGGAGAUGAUGUUUGUUACAAGGUUUGAUGGGCACGACAAAUCGGAUUUAUGGGAUACCGCGACUAUGGCUCUUAUCAUCUUUGCUUUCGAUGAAAGCUACAAAACAGCGUUUGAACAUUCAGUCUUUGCUGAGGAUGAAAUCGGUUCCGAUCACUCAAUUUUACCAGCAGAUGAUUAGAUCA